AUCAUAUUUAGCUGAUAGGCAUGUUACCUAUCAGGAAAACUGGUGACAACACAUAUGAAACAACCACAUGGCAAAUCAAAUUUAAACUCGAAAUUGUGUAUCAAAGUGGAGUCUACAAGUUGCGUUUAGCACUCGCCUCUGCAAUGAGUUCUGACUUAGAGGUUCGAAUCAAUGAUGGACAUGCAAAUCCUCCACAAUUUUCAAGUGGAUUGAUAGGGAAAGACAAUGCAAUUGCAAGGCACGGCAUUCAUGGGCUCUAUUAUUUGUUCAACGUGGACAUACCUUGUGAUCAACUAAGGCAAGGUGAUAAUACAAUAUUUUUGACACAAGCAAUGAACACUAGCCCUUUCCAUGGUAUCAUGUAUGACUAUAUUAGGUUAGAAGGUCCUCCUCUUCCUCCAUCUAGUACUACUACUACUACUACUACUUCCUCAAACAACCAAAACCACCUUUAGUUUUAUUUUCUUAAUUUUCAUGUAAUUAAGUAAACCACAUGGUGGGCACAUAUAUUGGAUGUUCUUUUUCUUAAUUUCAAUUUGUGGAUAUUGUGUUAUAUCAAUAAACAUAACUAAAAUAAGAAAUUGCCAAGAAAAAAAAAAGAAAAGGAAAAAAGACUUGGCAUUAUGCUCAAA
This is a messenger RNA of Camellia sinensis, 632 nucleotides long. The record is from RefSeq and is a predicted model, not a curated record. NCBI's taxonomy places the organism in Eukaryota, Viridiplantae, Streptophyta, Magnoliopsida, Ericales, Theaceae.